This is a messenger RNA of Symbiodinium sp. CCMP2456, 1872 nucleotides long. The record is from the annotation of a GenBank genome assembly. NCBI's taxonomy places the organism in Eukaryota, Dinophyceae, Suessiales, Symbiodiniaceae.
AUGCGGGAGUGCGACGCGUGGGAUGCUUUAGAUUCUUGCGCUACGGUGUUGAAGACUUUGGCAGCAUCUGUACUUCCAUUUUCCGCAUCUCCCCAGCGGUCAACUUUCAAGAUCGUGUCCUCAGCGUGUGAAGACGAGCUGGUUCUCUCUUGCGAUCCCGCAGAAGUGGUGGAUGCACACGGUUUAGAUAUGGUGGCUGUGGAGCUCUUGCGUGAAGCCAUGGAUGGACUAGCAGCAGCACACUUUGGUCGCCGUGAACAGGCGCGACUUGUGGUCUUGGGUGCUGCGCUCCUGGCCGAAGCUGCUGCUUUGCGCAGGUCAGGCCUGUCAGUGUGGACAUUGCAAAGCGGCUUAAGGUGUGCUCUUGUCAUCGCAGAAGCAGCCAUAGAGAAAAUGCGUUUUGGGAUUCCGAGCUCAUGCAAGAUCCACAUUGCAGAGAACGACAUGGCCGGACUUGCGGACGAAGACGAUGUGAGCUGGUUCUUCACGGCCAUCGAGGAACCACCUCAGAAAGACUCCGGAGUGCACGUCGCGCCCUGCAAACCAGGCAACAGCCCAACGGGGUCCUUUGAUCUCAGUGCGAGCAUUGACGUGAAUGAUAUCUGCGCAGAGUUGUGUCGAAGGCACAGUGGCCCUGUUGAGAGACAGCAUUGCUUUGUUUACGGACGUCAGAAGCUGGUGCGGCAGCCGCAGAUGCGACUUUUCCGAGGCAUUGUUUGCCGCGUGCCCCAGUGUUAUGUGUCUUGCCCCAGUGGCAUGAUGCGCGAACUCACGAUUGCUAAGGAGAUGGCGAGCAUGAGAAAGCAGUUCUUUCGAAGUGUUUGCUUGGACGCAGACCUUGUCUCUGCAGCCUACGACUCUUGUGCCCCACCCCAGCGACGAACGAAGGAGCAAGUCUUUCAGACUGCAGGCACCCUUUUGCCGUCUAGCUUUCGUGAACGAGAGCAGGUGUCGGAGGCCAUUCGCAUGUUGGCAGAGCGCGGUACAGAGGCCUUGCUCGUCUCGGGAGAGGUCUCGGAUGCGGUUUCUGAGCUCUGCCGUAUUGAAGGCCUUCUCUUAGUCGGUGGCCUCCCUGCACGGUUACUGCAUGCAUUGGCGAAGGACCUCGAAGCCGAGGUCUUGCAUGGUUUGCCAGCACUCGCUUCAGCAGACACACCCGAGGUACCUCCCUGGCAAGCGAAGCAUGCACUUCGAAUUGAGCUAGUAGACCGAGAAUGCUCACGAUGUGACUUCGUCUUCCCGCUGCUGGGUUAUCGCCAGCCUCUCCUGCCACACCAGACCCACCAGAGCGGUACAGCCGACGAGCUUGUGGAUCCCUUUUGGGAGCUUUGGGCGGCUGCUGACGGUGGCAUGCCGGCAGCCUCCGUAGUGCUUCUAGAGAGCAGCUGUGAGCCUCAGCUGCGGCAGCUUCAUGCAGAGCUUCACGAUACUUUCCUCCGGCAAUUGGGUUCUCAACCAGGCAGCGGGAAAGUAGAUCACAAUUGGAUAGUCAAGGCGGCGGAAGCUUUGGAGGAGUCUGCGGAUUCGGCAGACUUUCCACUCAUGACUGCAAACGAGCAAGAACCUUCUGUUGCACCGUGGCUGCAUCGGCAGGGCGACUUGACUGACAACCAUGCGGCAUGCCGAGCUAUGGCAUCAGCGCUGCGACAGAUUGCAGCGGCAGAAGGUGACUACUGCACGAGAUGCUGCGGCGAUGGCGCGGAAGAAGAUGUUAACCUGGAGCCUGAGACAGGCCACGCAGCUCUUGCGGUGCUGCAGAGAGGAACACGUUUGGUGGAAGUGAUUCUCUCGCUCGAUGAAGCGCAGCUCUGGCCGACCAGCAAAAAAGCCCGGCGUAUGGCUCUUCUGCAAACGUUGCUUGUAUAUCGGUAG